UUUGCUUUCCCACAUCAACUUGAUGAACUUGAAGACUAUGGAAACUUCAUCCACCAAAAGUUUGCCCAAAACAUCAGCAAGUAUCAUUCCUGUGUCAUCGCCUUUGAUAAGGCAGUCAGGAAAUGCAUCAGUCGAAGGAGAGACUUGCAACUAUCUGAUUUUGACCAAUUUGUAGACCUCUAUGAAGGUCAUUUCUCCCUCUCUGGCUGCUGUGUCAAUGAUGAAGGGAGCUCAAGUGGUUCCAAGUGUCAAUGA
Molecule: messenger RNA, 255 nt
Organism: Suillus subaureus
Lineage: Eukaryota; Fungi; Basidiomycota; Agaricomycetes; Boletales; Suillaceae
Exons: 1
Source: RefSeq, a predicted model, not a curated record